Chaetomium fimeti is the source of this 518-nucleotide messenger RNA. RefSeq lists its product as uncharacterized. The record is from RefSeq and is a predicted model, not a curated record. Bases 121 to 447 code for a protein of 108 amino acids. The transcript is spliced from 2 exons. NCBI's taxonomy places the organism in Eukaryota, Fungi, Ascomycota, Sordariomycetes, Sordariales, Chaetomiaceae.
GCCUGGAUUUCUGACCCGGAUCCCCUCUUCCUGCUCUCUCCCCAUCACGGAACACACCAACCAAAACCCUCCACAAUCUCCAGUGCCACGUCGGGGUUGAACCCAGCACCGACCGCAACCAUGGCCAGGAAAAGGGGGUUUCGCAACAUCGUCAAGGAAUUCAAGACCUACUUUGGCGACGGCCUCCUCGAUGACUGGCAGCGCCUCUGCCGCGACGUCGGUCUCAACGGCGAGUACAGCAGCAUCACGCAGUGCCGGAAGGCUCUGAGGACCGUCCACGUCAACAUCUUCGACCUCCUCGAUGCUGUGAAAGAAGGGAGGACACCACCACACUUCGGCACCGCAGGGGAACUGGCGGAGUACACUUUGGAGACGGGCAGGGUUUACCCAAAGAAGGCGGCGAAGAAGAUGGGACCUGUCAGGGCUCUCUUGCGGAUGAUCUUUUGAUCUCAACACCACCCUGUAUCUAGCAUUAGAGGGAACACUACCACUCCCUCCCUGAAAAUUCAUCGCAUAUC